Messenger RNA from Daphnia pulicaria, 3262 nucleotides. It is a transcript of the gene AP-1-2beta, whose product is annotated as AP-1 complex subunit beta-1-like. The transcript is spliced from 10 exons. The record is from RefSeq and is a predicted model, not a curated record. Gene Ontology annotation, biological process: vesicle-mediated transport; intracellular protein transport. Gene Ontology annotation, cellular component: clathrin adaptor complex; membrane coat. Gene Ontology annotation, molecular function: clathrin binding. Bases 237 to 3026 code for a protein of 929 amino acids. NCBI's taxonomy places the organism in Eukaryota, Metazoa, Arthropoda, Branchiopoda, Diplostraca, Daphniidae.
UACUCUAUCACUCUGACGCUGCGAACGUCAGUCGAGUUUGUUGCUAGGCGACUAGUUUCGUCUGCAAGACUUCACAGCUGAUGACAACUGUCAUAAUAAACGCCCUUCAAGUUGGAUCUCUGAAAAUAUCGAAGCUCUGCUGUUUAUCGUCAUCGUCUUCUGCUGCUUGAAAAAGUUAGAUUUUUCUUGAGUUUUGCCGAUUGGAACUCCUAUUUUCUCUGCAUCUCAGUGUUGAAAUGACGGACUCAAAAUAUUUCACAACCACCAAAAAAGGUGAAAUUUUCGAGUUGAAAUCGGAGUUGAAUAGCGAGAAGAAAGAAAAAAAGCGAGAAGCAGUAAAAAAGGUUAUUGCAUCAAUGACUGUUGGAAAAGAUGUAUCAGCUCUUUUUCCUGAUGUUGUAAACUGCAUGCAAACUGACAACUUGGAACUGAAAAAGUUGGUGUAUUUGUACUUGAUGAACUAUGCAAAAAGUCAACCAGACAUGGCAAUCAUGGCAGUCAACACUUUUGUAAAGGAUUGUGAAGACCCCAACCCUCUUAUUCGAGCUCUAGCAGUGCGAACAAUGGGCUGCAUCAGAGUGGACAAGAUUACUGAAUACUUGUGUGAACCAUUAAGAAAAUGCUUGAAGGAUGAGGAUCCCUAUGUCAGGAAAACUGCUGCAGUCUGUGUGGCCAAAUUGCAUGACAUCAAUGCUAGUCUGGUUGAAGACCAAGGAUUCCUUGAUCAACUAAAAGAACUUUUGAGUGACUCUAAUCCAAUGGUGGUUGCCAAUGCUGUUGCAGCUUUGUCUGAAAUAAAUGAAGCUUCCAGUAGUGGUGUUCCACUUGUGGAAAUGAAUACUCAGACUAUUAAUAAGCUAUUGACAGCUCUUAAUGAAUGCACAGAAUGGGGCCAAGUUUUCAUCUUAGAUUCUAUUUCUAACUACAGUCCUAAAGAUGAACGAGAAGCCCAGAGUAUCUGCGAGCGAAUUACUCCUCGUUUAGCGCAUGCUAAUGCUGCCGUUGUUUUAAGUGCUGUAAAAGUGUUGAUGAAACUGAUGGAAAUGAUGGCACCUGAUGCAGACUUUGUGGUUAAUUUGAGCAAAAAAUUGGCUCCUCCACUUGUCACACUCUUGUCGUCUGAGCCGGAAGUUCAAUAUGUUGCAUUGCGGAACAUAAACCUAAUCGUUCAAAAGCGACCAGAUAUUCUCAAAAAUGAGAUGAAGGUUUUCUUUGUCAAGUACAACGACCCGAUUUACGUCAAGUUGGAGAAAUUGGACAUCAUGAUCCGUCUCGCCAAUCAAUCCAACAUCGCACAGGUGCUGUCAGAGCUUAAGGAAUACGCCACAGAAGUAGAUGUCGAUUUCGUUCGUAAAGCUGUGCGGGCUAUCGGCCGAUGUGCUAUUAAAGUCGAACCAUCGGCUGAGAGAUGCGUUAGCACAUUGCUUGAUUUAAUUCAAACUAAAGUGAAUUAUGUUGUGCAAGAGGCUAUCGUCGUAAUUAAAGAUAUUUUCCGUAAAUAUCCCAACCGCUAUGAGAGCAUCAUUUCCACCUUGUGCGAGAAUCUCGACACACUGGACGAGCCUGAAGCCCGAGGCUCUAUGAUUUGGAUUAUUGGAGAAUACGCCGAACGUAUUGACAAUGCUGAUGAGCUUCUCGAAAGCUUUCUUGAAGGGUUUCAGGAUGAGAGUACCCAAGUCCAGUUGCAGCUGCUAACCGCCAUUGUCAAGUUAUUCCUCAAGCGCCCUGCUGACACACAGGAAUUGGUCCAGCAGGUGCUGACGCUUGCCACACAGGACUCGGAUAACCCAGAUUUACGUGAUCGCGGUUUCAUUUACUGGCGUCUGUUGUCAACUGAUCCGGCUGCAGCACGAGAGGUGGUACUGGCAGACAAGCCACUCAUUUCCGAAGAGACGGACUUAUUGGAACCGUCAUUACUUGAUGAGCUUGUCUGUCACAUUGCUUCACUGGCCUCAGUCUAUCACAAACCACCUUCCGCUUUCGUCGAAGGGCGUGGUUUGGGCUCUUCUCGUCGUGCUUUGCCUACUCGCUCUGGAUCACAAGAUAUUUUAGAGUCUAGUCCAUCGCAUGGAGAGCGUUCCGGAGUUAUUCCUACUCAAGAGUCAUUGAUUGGCGAUCUUCUAACGAUGGACCUUGGUGGACCACCAGUAGCAUCUUCAGUUCCCGCAGCUCCAUUCGCUUCAUCUGGGCUGGAUUUGUUAAGCGGAGGCUUGGAUGGAUUGCUUAGCGAUAGUCCAUCAGUGCCACCGCAACAAGCCGCAGUAACAGCAGCACCUUCUGUUGGUCUCCUCGGAGACAUUUUUGGGCUUGCACCUUCCGCAUCAGCAUCGUACAUCGCUCCGAAGCAGAUGUGGUUGCCAGCUGCUCGUGGUAAAGGCCUAGAAAUUACGGGCACUUUCUCUCGUCGCAACGGACAGAUUCAAAUGGAAAUGACGAUGACAAAUAGAGCUAUGCAACCAAUGAUUCAGUUCGCUGUUCAACUUAACAAGAAUAGUUUCGGCUUGGUUCCUGCCGCUCCACUACAUGUAGUGUCACCGUUGGCACCCAACCAGUCUUAUGAAGCUGUGUUGCUUCUUAAUCCGACGGGCCCUGUCCAAAGAAUGGAACCUCUCACCAACCUUCAAGUGGCCAUCAAGAACAAUAUCGACGUCUUCUACUUUGCAGUUGUUAUGCCGAUGAACGUCUUCUUUGCCGAGGAUGGGCAAAUGGACAAACGUGUCUUUUUGUCCACAUGGAAGGAUAUCCCUGCUGCCAAUGAAGUCCAGUACACUAUCAACAACGUGAAUCUUAGUGCCGAUGCCGUAUCAUCCAAAAUGCAGCAGAAUAAUGUUUUUACUAUCGCAAAGCGUAACGUUGAAGGUCAAGAUAUGUUGUACCAAUCACUUAAAUUAGUUAACGGUAUCUGGAUCCUUUCCGAGCUGAAGAUGCAGCCCGGCAAUCCGACACUCAUCCUGGCAGUCAAAACUAGAGCGCCAGACGUUUCUACGGGCGUCAAUACUGCGUUUGAUGCUAUCCUUCACAGUUAAUUGUUUUCUUUUACUAUAUUUUUCUCACUCUCAUUAUUAUUGUCUCCAUGAACCAGUGUAGAGAGGUUUCAAUUUUGAAUGUCAGUUGAGCUUAGCUUUAACUGUUUUUUCAUCUUCACCCAACAUUCCUUCUGUGCUUUUCUCUCCUGUACUUUCCUUCUUUUAGCUGUUAAUGUUGGAUGGAGCGUAAUAUUUCUGUUUUGUGUCUACUUGGCAUAUACAUUGUGUUAUCGAAA